CGCUGCUGGGCUGGCGGUAGCGGUGGGAGGUGGGUGACCCGCGGUGGGGCUCCUCGGCCAUGACUGCGGAGCUGCAGCAGGACGACGCGGCCGGAACGGCCGACGGCCACGGCUCGAGCUGUCAAAUGCUGUUAAAUCAACUGAGAGAAAUCACUGGCAUUCAGGACCCUUCCUUUCUUCACGAAGCUCUAAAGGCCAGUAAUGGUGACAUCACCCAGGCAGUCAGCCUUCUCACUGAUGCAAGAGUGAAGGAGCCCAGUCAAGACACCACUGCUACAGAACCAUCUGAAGUAGAGGGGAGUGCUGCCAACAAAGAAGUGUUAGCAAAAGUGAUAGACCUUACUCAUGAUAACAGAGAUGAUCUUCAGGCUGCCAUUGCUUUGAGUCUCCUGGAGUCCCCCAAAAUUCAAGCUGAUGGAAGAGAGCUUAACAGGAUGCACGAGGCAAACUCUGCAGAAACUAAACGCUCAAAGAGAAAACGUUGUGAAGUCUGGGGAGAAAACCCCAAUCCCAAUGACUGGAGGAGAGUUGAUGGUUGGCCAGUUGGGCUGAAAAAUGUUGGCAAUACAUGUUGGUUUAGUGCUGUUAUUCAGUCUCUCUUUCAGUUGCCUGAAUUUCGAAGACUUGUUCUCAGCUAUAGUCUGCCACAAAAUAUACUUGAAAAUUGUCGAAGUCACACGGAAAAGAGAAAUAUCAUGUUUAUGCAAGAGCUUCAGUAUUUGUUUGCUCUGAUGAUGGGAUCAAAUCGAAAGUUUGUAGACCCUUCAGCAGCCCUGGAUCUGUUAAAGGGAGCAUUCCGAUCAGCAGAGGAGCAGCAGCAAGAUGUGAGUGAAUUCACACACAAGCUCCUGGAUUGGCUAGAGGACGCAUUCCAGCUAGCUGUUAAUGUUGACAGCAAUCCCAGGAACAAAUCUGAAAAUCCAAUGGUACAGCUAUUCUACGGUACUUUCCUGACUGAAGGGGUUCGUGAAGGAAAGCCCUUUUGUAACAACGAGACCUUUGGCCAGUAUCCCCUUCAGGUAAACGGUUAUCGCAACUUAGACGAAUGUUUGGAGGGGGCCAUGGUGGAGGGUGACAUUGAGCUUCUGCCUUCCGAUCACUCAGUGAAGUAUGGACAAGAGCGUUGGUUUACAAAGCUACCUCCAGUGUUAACCUUUGAACUCUCAAGAUUUGAGUUCAAUCAGUCCCUUGGGCAGCCCGAGAAAAUUCACAAUAAGCUGGAAUUUCCUCGGAUUAUUUAUAUGGACAGGUACAUGUACAGGAGCAAGGAACUUAUUCGAAAUAAGAGAGAGUGUAUUCGACAGUUGAAAGAAGAAAUAAAUGUUCUGCAGCAAAAAUUGGAAAGGUACGUGAAGUAUGGCUCAGGCCCGGCUCGGUUCCCACUCCCGGACAUGUUGAAAUAUGUUAUUGAAUUUGCUAGUACAAAACCUGCUUCAGAAAGCUGCCCGACUCAAGGUGACACACACAUGACAGUACCACUUUCUUCAGUGCACUGCCCGGUUUCUGACCUGACAUCCAAGGAAAGUACAAGUACAGAAAGCUCUUCUCAGGAUGUCGAAAGUACCUUUUCUUCUCCUGAAGAUACUCUACACAAGUCUAAGAUAAUGAAUAAGCCACUUACAUCUUCCCGGUCUUCCAUGGCAAUGCCUGCACACCCAGCUCCUCGAACGGUCACAGAUGAGGAGAUAACCUUUGUUAAGACCUGUCUUCAGAGGUGGAGGAGUGAGAUUGAACAAGAUAUACAAGAUUUAAAGAAUUGUAUUACAAGCACUACCCAGACUAUUGAGCAGAUGUACUGUGAUCCUCUCCUUCGUCAGGUGCCUUAUCGCUUGCACGCAGUUCUUGUUCAUGAAGGACAAGCAAAUGCUGGACACUACUGGGCCUACAUCUAUAAUCAACCCCGACAGAUCUGGCUCAAGUACAAUGACAUCUCUGUUACUGAAUCUUCCUGGGAAGAACUCGAAAGAGAUUCCUUUGGAGGUGUGAGAAAUGUCAGUGCUUACUGUCUGAUGUAUAUUAAUGACAAGCUGCCCCACUUCAAUGCAGAGGCAGCCCCAAAUGAGUCUAAUCAAAUGUUAGAAGAAGUGGAAGCCCUCUCUGUUGAACUUAAGCAUUACAUUCAGGAAGAUAACUGGCGGUUUGAGCAGGAGGUAGAGGAGUGGGAAGAAGAGCAGUCUUGCAAAAUCCCUCAAAUGGAAUCCUCCCCCAACUCCACAUCACAGGAUUCCUCUGCAUCACAAGAGCCUCCAGGAGCCUCUUCUCAUGGGGUUCGCUGCCUGUCAUCUGAGCACGCUGUGAUUGUAAAGGAACAGACUGCCCAGGCAAUUGCGAACACAGCACGUGCCUAUGAGAAGAGCGGUGUAGAAGCAGCAUUGUGUGAGCUUAAGGAAGCUGAACCCGAGAAGCCCAUGCCCCAGGAAACAAACCAUGCAGAGCAGUCAGAACAGCCCCAACAGGCUAAUGACGCAGAAUCUGCUGCCCAGCCUAAUUCUGAGGUCUCUGAAGUCGAGAUUCCCAGUGUGGGAAGGAUUCUGGUUAGAUCUGAUGCAGAUGGAUAUGAUGAGGAGGUGAUGCUGAGCCCUGCCAUGCAAGGGGUCAUCCUGGCCAUAGCUAAAGCCCGUCAGACCUUUGACCGAGAUGGGUCUGAAGCUGGGCUUAUUAAGGCAUUCCAUGAAGAAUACUCCAGGCUCUAUCAGCUGGCUAAAGAGACCCCCACCUCUCACAGUGAUCCUCGACUUCAACAUGUCCUUGUCUACUUUUUCCAAAAUGAAGCACCCAAGCGGGUAGUAGAAAGGACCCUUCUGGAACAGUUUGCAGAUAAAAAUCUUAGCUACGACGAAAGAUCGAUCAGUAUUAUGAAGGUAGCUCGAGCUAAGCUGAAGGAAAUCGGUCCAGAUGACAUGAAUAUGGAGGAGUACAAGAAGUGGCAUGAAGAUUAUAGUUUGUUUCGAAAGGUGUCUGUGUAUCUCCUAACAGGCCUGGAACUUUAUCAAAAAGGAAAGUACCAAGAGGCACUGUCCUACCUGGUGUACGCCUACCAGAGCAAUGCUGCUCUGCUAAUGAAGGGUCCCCGCCGUGGGGUGAAGGAGUCGGUGAUUGCUUUAUACCGAAGAAAAUGCCUUCUGGAGCUGAAUGCUAAAGCGGCUUCUCUCUUUGAAACAAAUGAUGAUCACUCUGUAACAGAGGGCAUUAAUGUGAUGAAUGAGCUGAUCAUUCCCUGCAUUCACCUUAUCAUUAAUAAUGACAUCUCCAAGGAUGACCUGGAUGCCAUUGAGGUCAUGAGAAACCAUUGGUGCUCUUACCUUGGGCAAGAUAUUGCAGAAAAUCUACAGCUGUGCUUAGGGGAGUUUCUACCCAGGCUUCUGGAUCCUUCUGCCGAAAUCAUUGUGUUGAAGGAACCUCCAACUAUUCGACCCAAUUCUCCCUAUGACCUUUGUAGCCGAUUUGCAGCUGUCAUGGAGUCAAUUCAGGGAGUUUCAACUGUGACAGUGAAAUGAGCCCUGCAUGUUCAAGGCCCAUCCUGGUCUCUGGUUGCCUGCCUGUUGUACAGAAGUCUAUUGUCACAGUGUUCAUCUUGGGAAAGUGGUUAGGUGGACAAGAUUCAGAUCCAGACCCCUACCAUGCUGCCUCUAAAGAAGGAUUGAAAAUAAAAUUGCACUUUUUAGGUACAGAAUCAUAAAAGUUAUUUCACUAAAAAAGGCAGGAACCAGUGUAUUAAGGUAUUGAAUUAUGCCAGAAGACCUGAAAUGCCUUUGUACCUACAGUAAUGCUUGGGUUCUUCUAAGCCUCUUGCUACUUUUUAAAUUAUCUUUCUGGCAUAAAUAUUUUUGACAGCAGAAUAGAAGAGUGAUUCAUCAGAACAUGAACCAGAUGAACAGCUACUAGUUAUUUUAUCAAAUACAGGUGACAUUUAAAAAUUCUUAACUACAAGAGAUUAGAAAUCUAAACCUUCUCUGGCUUUUGACAGGAGAUGACAAAAAAUGGAUUGCUGAUGAACUGCCACCCUAUUACGUGUGGGUAGAAUAUAAGGUCACAUUGCAGUGAGAUGCUGAAAAGUCACAAGAAAGUGGUCUCUUCUUUCUUCUCUUUUAUUUUUUUAAAUAAACCAGAAAACCUCAUACUCAGUCCUGGGUGAAAGAAAGAAAAACAUUAAGGAUUUAGACAAUAGCAUUGUGAAACUUGACUAAAGAUAAUGUGUUAAUAGUUGCUAACCAUUUAGGUGAAAUUUUCUAGUACCUGAAAAUUCUCACAGACUGGUGUCUAAGGCUACUGCUGGCCCCCCUCCCCAUUGAUACCCCUCUCCUUUUUUGCUUUUUGAAAAUGAGGGAUGUGUAUUUGUAAAAAGAAAAAAAAAUCUAUAUAUAUGUAUAUAGAGACGGAAAACUAUCCCCUGUUGACCAUUUUUAAAAGGCUCCUUAUCGGACAUUGGGUUUUAACCAAAUUUUAAAGAUUAAUGGAGGAAUUGUGGGAGGAAAGAACACUUGAUACAACUAUGCAGAUUUUAUAAAUGUGCAAUAAAAGUAUUUGUUUUACCUUUGG
This is a messenger RNA of Cynocephalus volans (Philippine flying lemur), 4539 nucleotides long. RefSeq names its product ubiquitin specific peptidase 28 (gene USP28). Gene Ontology annotation, cellular component: cytosol; nucleus. The transcript has 26 exons. The record is from RefSeq and is a predicted model, not a curated record. The coding region runs from base 60 to 3497 and encodes 1145 amino acids. Gene Ontology annotation, molecular function: cysteine-type deubiquitinase activity; protein binding. Gene Ontology annotation, biological process: DNA damage checkpoint signaling; protein deubiquitination; regulation of protein stability. NCBI's taxonomy places the organism in Eukaryota, Metazoa, Chordata, Mammalia, Dermoptera, Cynocephalidae.